CGUGCAGAGUUCAGAUCUACCACCAAAAAUCUCACUCGCCCAUCCCAUGAAGACGUAACGUUAUAUCAAGAGCGCGCACAGCCCACUACAGUCUCAUGCGAUCUGGAGAGCGAAUUUAGUUUCUGUUUUACGAGUAUCCGUGAACCCACACACAGCCUGCGAUGCUUGAGCUUACACGAUUAUUGAUUUGUUAAUAAUGCGCACCGUUUUAUGCACAUUUAAAUACGUGAUUGUUUCAUUUAUGGUCGCUUGUUAGAAAAGAUAAUAAGGUGCGUUAUAUUGCGGAGGCGCUGAUAUUGAUCUCUUUUCAUCUAACGUUAUUUGCGUUUGUGAUCGAGCAGGAGGGAGGAGUGGCGGUGACAACGACUGGCUCCUGAAUUCGGAAUCCUGCCUAAAAUCCACAAAGAUGCUAUAUCUGCCAGUGUUAUCCAUGAGCUCAGAUCUACAGCAUUACAGUUUCAGGAUGCCGAAUAUAGGGUUCCAGAACCUUCCCCUCAAUAUCUACAUUGUCGUCUUUGGGACGGCCAUUUUCGUCUUCAUCCUCAGCCUACUCUUCUGCUGCUACCUGAUUCGGUUACGGCACCAGGCUCACAAAGAGCUCUAUGCAUACAAGCAGGUUAUUCAAAAGGAAAAGGUCAAAGAAUUAAACUUGCAUGAGAUUUGUGCGGUGUGUUUGGAGGAAUUCAAGCAGAAAGAUGAGUUGGGAAUCUGCCCGUGUAAACAUGCCUUUCACAGAAAGUGCCUUAUUAAAUGGCUGGAGGUGAGGAAGGUUUGCCCGCUGUGCAACAUGCCCGUCUUGCAGCUGGCGCAGCAGCAGAGCAUGUCCGAAUCUGUGCCCCCAUCGCAGCAGCCUCUGCCCGGAGUGGAGAACCUGGUGUAGCCCCUCCUGUUUCUCCUAAAAAUCUGACCACCACUACCUUCACACUCACUCCUGUACAGGUACACAUUCAUAUCCAAGGACAGAGCGCAGGAUUUGUGCCUGGAGCCACGGUGACCUGUGACCUGCAUAUGUUCAUGUCCUGCCUCGGUGGCUUUACAAAGGAUUUUUUUUUUCUCCAAAUUACAAAAAUAGAUGACUUCCAGUGGGAUAAUGACAAAGAAUUGAGUUUACAUGGCCAAGCCAUGUUUAAAGUAACCGUUCCACACCAAAGCACUUUUUUGAGGACACCAGUGAGAGGCUAAUAAAAGACAAGGACUAAAAAAAACAUAACAUUAAAACGCAUUAAGAAAAAAACUUCUUUUUUUUUAACUAAAGGUUGUUUUUUUUUUUUACUAGCACUUUACACAAAACUCAAUCCUAGUUGCUUGUUUUAUAUUUUAUGAUUUCAAACUUUUUUUUUAGAGCCACAGAGCAAACCAUUGCUUUUAUUUUCAUUAGAAAGGGUUACAUUUAUACUGUAUAUUAAAGGGACAGCAGCUCUCCAGUGUGUAUAUGUUUGUUUGCGUGAGUGUUUAUGUAUUAACAGUCAGUGGAAUGGCUGUUUCGGUAGAUACAAUUCAUUGUGACCUUUUGCUGGUGGCCAAAACAAAUGUGAACGCAGAGUAUGUCUUAUUAAGGUCAGGAUGUGACCUAACAGUAUUUGAUCUGUGUUCUGUGGAUGUCUUUAUAUUUGAAAUGCUUUUUAACUGAGGGCUGUGUUAAAUACACACACACACACACACACACACACACACACAUCUGUACCUUUUGGUUCAAGGCCAUAUUUGAUGCAAAUUUGUAACCAAAAAUCCUGGAGCAAAAUACACGUUAUUGUCUAAAUAGCAUAAACAUUACAUACUUAUAUAUAUAUAUAUAUAUAUAUAUAUAUAUAUAAUACACAACUCUUCAUAGUUAAAGUAUCAGUCAGUUUCUGGCUUCGUUUUUUUUUUUUUUUUGCACGCCUGACUUUGGCUUCAAGUUUUGCAGAUGUGUUACAGAGUUAAUGGAAAUAGGUGCAAAUUAAAUGAGGCGUUUAAUCAUAUUUGAACAAAAUGUCCCAAAGUAUUGUUUGUCUUUUUAUAAAUUAUUGCAUAAAUCUGGGGCUUUAUGCCCCAGGCACUGUUGAGUAUUAUAUUUUCUUAGUUAUUACGUAUCUCCCAUGAAGCCCUGGCUCUAUACAUUGCAGCCAGUGUGUGUGUGUGUGUCUGUGUGUGUUCAUACUGGCUCUCAUAUUGUGCUGCAUAGCUUUCUGAAAAUAUGCUUGGCAUAAAGCUCAGAUCUGUCUCCAACAAAUAUUAAUGAAAGAAAUGGCCCAGAGGCAAAUCAAACAAGACAUGCAACAGAAACAAACUCCGAUUUGACCUGAAGUUGCAGACACCAUCUAGUAAUCAGUUCAGCACAGCACCGAAUCCUCAGCCAUUAAGAUCAAUGACCAGCAGGUGGAUUCAGUCAGCAGGGAAAGCCGUUCUUUAUUGUCUGUAAUAUAAUAGAAGCUCUGGCUCUUUCCUGCUCUAUUAUACAGCUAUUUUUCUAUAGGGUCAGGCUGGGUCUCUGUGCCCUCCAGGUUAAGCCAUUCUAGAAAGGAAAUAUGUACAUUAUUAGACAUAUGGGCUGGCCGCAACACCCGAAAUGAUGCCAGAUGUGAAAACUUAUUUUUGGUGCCAAGUAGAAUUAUCUGACACAAGUAAUGUUUUAUCGAAACCCAAACUAAAUCAGCACUGGUUUGGUUUAAAGUGCUGUCUGGUUAUGGACUACUCAUGCAUUGCCAAGAAAACUGUCCGCCACGUUCUGCAAUGUGUCUUUGUGUUUUUAAGCUAGAUUCAGAUUGUGAAUUAAGUUGAGCUUAUAUAUUGUAUUUAUUUUUGUAUAUAAAUUGCAUUUGCUGAGGGUAUGAAGAAAUUAAAAUAAGUUUAUUUCUUUUUCUUUUCUUUUUUUUUUUGGUACUGUCUUAACAAAGUGUAAAACACUGAGGGUUUCCUUUAGACUUGUAAUUCCUUAUCAUGGACAAAUAUUGUUGAGUCCUAAAUUAGGAUCUCUCCUUCAUCUCUUUGGUGUUUGUAACAUUGCAGGUCUUAAAGACUCACUCUGAUCACGAAUGUAUGCAUAUAGAGAGCUGAGGUUCAUCCGUGUCAAUAUAAUGUGAAAGUAGUUAUGCCUAAAAUUAAGAAUUACAUCACUGCACUUUUUCAUAUUCUUCCAUUUUGGUGGUAUUUUAGCCUCUCCAUUGAGGCAGAACUGAAAUGGGGCAGAAAAAAAAUGCUUUCUUAUUUAUUGUGUGCUUGUUUAAAACCCAUAACAUUUCAGUUGUACUUUCUAACAGCUCUAAGAUAGUGCUAAUGCAGAUUAGGGCAAGAAAAAAGGCUUUGUGGACAUCGUUACAAGCUAUUUCAAAAUCCAUAAUCAAUUUGAAAACAUCUAGAAAACCGGUCAAAUUAGUGUGUUUCUACAGGAGUGUUAGGUUACAUUUUUGCUUAAUAUAUUCAAACUAAUGUUUUCUACUGAUCAUUAUUGAGUGCCACAUCUUGUUGACCAAUUGUAUUUUGAAAAGGCAAAAUAAGGAUUUCAGAUCCAACUUUGCAACUUGUUUGUUCCGAGCAGGCUUUGUAGAGAUAAAGAUUUUAUUGUAAGUAAAGAAGGCUGUUUGGGAAGAUAUUGGCAGUAUUUCUUUUUUAAAGUAGUAGUUAUUUUAUUUAAUGUUUUCAAGAGUCACUAAGGCACAUGACAUCAUAAACUAUAAACUAUCCCAAAGUCAUUGUUAACCACCGUGACAAUGCAACAUGUUCUUUAAACUUCUCACACCCCUUCUUUGCUUCAUUCAGAGAUGACCUAAUCUUGCCCCACCCCUCAUUAUUGUGACCUCACAGAUGUAAACAUGAGCCCCACCCCUUCUUACCACAGUCUUUUAACACUGCUAAUGUUUGUGAAUUUCACAGACAUGUUUGUAAAAGUAAGAAUUCUGCAGCAGAAUAUUUUCUGUACAGUUUUUGUAAACUAUAUUUUUGUAUAUUUAAUCAACAUUUCAAAGAAAAUAAAAACUGCAAAGAUGCUUUUUUUUUUUUUUUUUUUUUUUUUGCUAAUUUUGUGUUAUAUUCAUUCAAAUGUGUUGCAUGUGACUGACUUGAAUUGUAAAUAAAGUUGCCAAGUUUUUGGAAUAAAG
Messenger RNA from Carassius auratus (goldfish), 4076 nucleotides. It is a transcript of the gene rnf24, whose product is annotated as ring finger protein 24. Gene Ontology annotation, cellular component: endomembrane system. Bases 407 to 880 code for a protein of 157 amino acids. Gene Ontology annotation, biological process: proteasome-mediated ubiquitin-dependent protein catabolic process. Gene Ontology annotation, molecular function: ubiquitin protein ligase activity; zinc ion binding. The transcript is spliced from 7 exons. NCBI's taxonomy places the organism in Eukaryota, Metazoa, Chordata, Actinopteri, Cypriniformes, Cyprinidae. The record is from RefSeq and is a predicted model, not a curated record.